Closterium sp. Naga37s-1 is the source of this 184-nucleotide messenger RNA. The record is from the annotation of a GenBank genome assembly. NCBI's taxonomy places the organism in Eukaryota, Viridiplantae, Streptophyta, Zygnematophyceae, Desmidiales, Closteriaceae.
CAACACUUGUUUCCUUCUUGUCUCGCCUCUCUUCUCUUCUCAUGCCUAUGACCCGCCCUCUUUCUUUCUCCACUCUCCUUGCCUCUUCCCUUCCUGCUGCUCUUUCCCUUUCUGCCUUCCCAUCGGUUCCCAUCUUUCCAAAUCCUUCCCCAUCCCUUCCCAUCUCCUCGAAUCUUUCCCCUGA